CCAUUAUUAUCAUCAUUCAUUCACCUAAGCCACCACCAAAUUUCCUACGCAUCCCACUUUCUCACCUUUCCUUCUUCGGGACCGGGAUUGGUAUUCUACAAAGCCGCUUAAGUUGUUUUUAUUCAACUUGAGCUAGGAAUGAACUCCUACCCUCCUUAAGAAAUAAGAAAAGGUAUUAUUUUUCAAUCAUGGAUGAUCGAUCGCCUUCGCGUGACCGUUACGAUUCGCGUUCCCCAACGCCCAAGUCGCGCUAUUCGCGAUCAGCCUCGCCUGUCCGCCGACGUCGAUCCCCUACUCGAUCCGCCUCUCCCGCACCCCGUCGCAACGGGAGACUUCGUAGUGACAGCAGAAGUUUGAGUCGUGACCGUGACGACCGUGGCAGAAGCGAGAGCCCUCUAAGAGGCAGUACCAAGAUCGUAGUUGAGAAAUUGACUAAGACCAUCAACGAGGAUCAUUUGCACGAGAUCUUUGGGCAGUACGGACCCAUUCGAGACCUAGACAUGCCCAUGAACCGACAAUUUAAUACGAACCGUGGUACGGCGUAUAUCCUAUACGUUCAUGAAGCUGAUGCCGAAGCCGCUAUUGCCCACAUGCACGAAGCUAUAAUUGAUGGCACAGUCAUCAACGUUUCCAUUGUGCUACCCCGACGCAAGUUCUCACUUUCUCCUCCCACCGCAAGCCGAGGCGCCAACAUCGAUCCCCGCCUCCCCGCUCCUAGUCUAAGAGGCAGCGGUCGAGCGGGAGGAGGCAGUGGUCCUCUUAGUGGCGGAAGGGGUGCCGGAUUUGGCGGAAGGCCACCUCGCUCCCCGCGCUAUGGUCGAUCUGGUCGUGACAACUUCGACACUUAUCGACCGCGUUCCUACUCGAGAUCUCGAUCCCCUCCCCGCCGUAACCGUAGCCCCUCGGGCUCUUACGCGUCUAGAUCUCGCUCUCCCCCGCGACGACGAGGUGGAAAGAGAGAUAGCUAUAAUGACUACGACGGUGAUCGACGACGUAGCCCCAGCUAUGACAGUCUCCGAGGCCGAAGUCGUUCGCGUAGCCGCGGUAGAGGAUUUCGCUAGGUUAGGAAAAAGCAGAGUUGUUGCAUUUGGAUGGGCAUUUGAAAGGGAAUAGUUAGGGAUACCAGGUCAUGGCGCAGAAGCUUGCCGAAUACAGUUUAUGCUGCCUGCCGUUUAAUGAUUUCUGCGAAGUUUGGCAGUAAUAUGUCUAGGUACUUUUCUUCGGUUGAAUUGCCUUGGAUUGAUUACUUAUAAUCCUUCUAGGCUAUACAUCCGUACGCAAAUGCGAUCGUCCAUUAAAAUCGAAGGAGUCGCCCUCGUUCUAGUGGUUACCUGAUUUAUCGAGACGCCGCCCCAAUUCCUGUGGUUUUAUGACAAGCUGAUCAUCCCCCCACACACACCCCUGGUCUCGGUGUUAGUGU
Hypoxylon trugodes is the source of this 1420-nucleotide messenger RNA. RefSeq names its product RNA-binding domain-containing protein. The transcript is spliced from 3 exons. Gene Ontology annotation, biological process: mRNA splicing, via spliceosome. Gene Ontology annotation, molecular function: RNA binding. The coding region runs from base 189 to 1061 and encodes 290 amino acids. Gene Ontology annotation, cellular component: ASAP complex; nucleoplasm; cytoplasm. Lineage: Eukaryota; Fungi; Ascomycota; Sordariomycetes; Xylariales; Hypoxylaceae. The record is from RefSeq and is a predicted model, not a curated record.